AAAACAGUGAGCACGCUAUUGCUUCUCGAACCAAACGAUGACAAUAUUUGUGGGUUGGUUGCGUGCAUAUUUGUCCUAAUCCUUUUCCUGCAUCACUCAUAAAGAAUUUUCUCUUUAUUAUUUACACUCCCACUUUCUCUCUCCUCUUUUUUCAUGCUUUGUCUCUAUGUAUUCACUAUUCAACUGAGAACUCUUUAAUAUAUAGUACAAUGUGCCAAAAUAUUUGGCCAUUAAAGCCAAGAUUGCCAUUAACCACCUCCUCCUCGUUUCUCUCUCUUCUCUUAUCUUCAUUUGUUCUUUCAGUCUUUUGUAUAUUUGUUUUCUCAAUAGCUUCAGUCUUGAGACCACAACAAUUAAAAGCUUUGCUCUUGUGAGGAAAAGACUUUGUGGGCUUUCAUUAGUUUAAGCUUGGGUCAAGCAAAUCACUAUUUAAAUUGUUAUUUGUUAAAAAAAAAAAAAGAAAAUGGAGGACUACUCGAGAAAAGACGAGCACGGGUGUCAUCAGUUUCUUGAACUGAUUCCACAAGAAAGAGAAGGGCUUUUUGGUAAGAGUUCAGAGUUUCAAAGCCAUGGCCUUUCAGAAGAUCAAAAGCUUGAGCUGAGCCUUGGUCCACCAGGCGGCGGCUGGACCCAAACAGACGAUAACAGCUCCCGGAGAAACCAACACUUUGUAGAUUUCGGAUGUUUCCCUAACAGAUCUCCAUGGCAAACCCAAGCCACAAAAACUCAUCUUGCUGUGACGAAUGAGCCGUCACAGCCCAGUGGCAAUAGAGUGGCCGCGGAUUUGAAAAACCCGGAAAAGAAGGCCUUUUCUCGGUCACCUGCAAAUACAGCUGUGCCUAAUAAUGCUAGCGGUGCUCAGAAAAGGACUGCCCCUACUCCAGUUGUGGGAUGGCCUCCCAUUCGUUCGUUCAGAAAGAAUCUUGCAAGCGGAAGCUCGUCUAAAUCAGCCUCCGACCCAAAAAAUGAAAAAAAUUGUGAUGGUAAAUCGGUUGAAAUUCACCCGAAAACUCUGUUUGUGAAGAUCAACAUGGAUGGGGUACCAAUUGGAAGAAAAGUCGAUCUUAAGGCUUAUGAUAGCUAUGAAAAGCUCUCAUAUGCUGUGGAUGAGCUAUUCAGAGGCCUUCUUGCAGCGCAAAGUGAUUUUUCAGUUGAGGAGGAAAAGAAAGUUGCGGGAGGACUACUGAAUGGAAAUCGGGAAUACACGCUCGUUUAUGAAGACAAUGAAGGUGACAGGAUGCUUGUUGGGGAUGUCCCGUGGCACAUGUUUGUUUCAACCGUCAAGAGGCUCCGUGUGUUGAAAAGCUCUGAACUACCGGCAUUCUCUCGUGGAAGCAAACGGGGGAAGCAAUUAGCGGUUGAUGAUGCUUCUGCUAAGUAAAAAUGUGUAGCCUCUUGUCUAUUAUUGUGCAUGAGAUGGAUAAGAUUUUUCUUGUAAUGCUGUUCCUAAUUGCUUGUAUGUAAACUUGUUUUGUUCUUGAAUUUGGACCUUUUAUGGAAAUAGGAACUUUUAAGUAAUUUGCAUAAUUGCAUGUUCAGAUCAGCUGCAAAAUUUGGGGUUUGUUAUUGCAUUCGUCUACUGUUUUCUCGAAUGUUCUUCAGUUGGGAAGUGUUUUGAUUGCGGUGGAUAUGUUUUUUACUUGGAGUAAGAUGAAGUUGCAAAAUUCAAAUUUAGUGAUUUUCCAGAAUACCUUCCAAUCUCAAACGUAAGAANAAAA
Molecule: messenger RNA, 1718 nt
Organism: Striga asiatica
Lineage: Eukaryota; Viridiplantae; Streptophyta; Magnoliopsida; Lamiales; Orobanchaceae
Source: the annotation of a GenBank genome assembly